This is a messenger RNA of Manis pentadactyla (Chinese pangolin), 2265 nucleotides long. RefSeq names its product G protein-coupled receptor class C group 5 member A (gene GPRC5A). The coding region runs from base 116 to 1393 and encodes 425 amino acids. NCBI's taxonomy places the organism in Eukaryota, Metazoa, Chordata, Mammalia, Pholidota, Manidae. Gene Ontology annotation, molecular function: G protein-coupled receptor activity; protein kinase activator activity. The transcript is spliced from 4 exons. The record is from RefSeq and is a predicted model, not a curated record. Gene Ontology annotation, biological process: G protein-coupled receptor signaling pathway. Gene Ontology annotation, cellular component: signaling receptor complex; extracellular exosome; plasma membrane.
CGCCCCCCCACCCCCCACCUCGAGGGUGACUGCGGCUGACGUCAGGCGGCUUUGGGUUCAUUCCCUGGCACGAGGACUUUAUUUUCAUAACAGCACGCCGCGCCGCGGGACUGGAAUGGGCGUGUCCUCUCCCCCCGGCCCCCUCCCUGCCCCGGGCCCUCCGCUCCCGCCCACGGGCCACACCGCCUUUAUAACCGCCGGGCGCCGCGAGGCCGGGAUCGCCGCCCGCGGCUCCCGCAGCUCCCAGGGGCUCCUCCCGGCUGCUCGCAGGCGCGGGAAGCCGCGCAGGUUCGCGCCUCAGCAGGCACCAGGGACGAGAAUGGCCGCCGCAGCCCCCAGUGGCUGCCGCUCGGGUCUGGAGGCCAGGUACUAUAGACUCUGUGAUACCAGCCAAGUUUGGGGCAUCGUCCUAGAAGCAGUGGCUGCAGCGGGGGCCGUGACCUCGGUGGCCUUCAUGCUGGCGCUCCUGAUCCUCAUCUGCAAGGUGCAGGACUCCAACCGGCGGAAAGCGCUCCCGACCCAGUUCCUCUUCCUCCUGGGCGUGCUGGGCAUCUUCGGCCUCACCUUCGCGUUCAUCAUCACGCUGGACGGCAGCACCGGAACCACGCGCUUCUUCCUCUUCGGCGUCCUCUUCGCCCUGUGCUUCUCCUGCCUCCUGGCUCACGCCUUCAACUUGACGAAGCUGGUCCGUGGGAGGAAGCCCCUGUCCUUGCUGGUGAUGCUGGGCCUGGCCGUGGGCUUCAGCCUGGUGCAGGACGUCAUCGCAAUUGAGUACGUCGUCCUCACCGUGAACAGGAGCAACGUCGCAAUCUUCUCCGAGCUUCCUGCCUCUAGGCGCAAUGAAGACUUCGUCAUGCUUCUCAUCUAUGUACUCUUCUUGAUGGCGCUGACCUUCCUCACGUCCAGCUUCACCUUCUGUGGGUCCUUCUCUGGCUGGAAGAGACACGGGGCCCACAUCUACCUCACCACGCUUCUCUCCAUGGCCAUCUGGGUGGCGUGGAUCACCCUGCUCUUGGUUCCUACCCCGGGCCCCAAGUGGGAUGACACCAUCCUCAGCUCAGCCUUGGUUAUCAAUGGCUGGAUUUUCCUGUUGGUUUAUGUUGUACCUGAAUUUCAGCUACUCACAAAGCAACAGAACCCUAUGGAUUAUCCUGUUGAGGAUGCUUUUUGUAAACCUCAACUCAUGAAGCAGAGCUAUGGUGUGGAAAACAGAGCCUACUCUCGAGAGGAAAUCACACAAGGUCUCGAAGAGCUGGGUGACACGCUCUAUGCCCCCUAUUCCACCCAUUUUCAGCUGCAGAAUCGGGCCACCCAGAAGGAUUUCUCCAUCCCGCGGGCCCACACUCGGGCCAGCCCCUACGGUGACUAUGAAGGACGGAAAGAGGGCAGCUAGCUCUUCUGAAGAGUGGGACACGCAAGUCAGCGGGACCGGCAGGGAAUUUAAAGGGACGUGGGCUAAACCCUGAGUCCAGAAACUACAAAACUGUCCAAACCAAUCUGGGAAGAGCUUCCCUUUCUGCUGACCUCAACCACUAUUCUGUUCUGGAGAUGGUGGGGGCUGACCAGCCUCCAGGGCUUAGCAGCUCUGCAGUAUUUUUCCUUUGUCCCAUAUUUAGGGUAUUUCUUUUAAGCGGGAGUUUCAGGCACCUAACUCAGGGUUCGCCUCUGACUAUUCCCCGUCAUUCAACAUGUGACUAAAGCUCUGGUCAGCUGACCACAUUCCGGCUCAUCCCGCUUCAGGAACCCGCUCCUCUGACUCAAGGCUGGUUUUGUGAGGAUGGCUCUGCCCAGCGCAGAACUGCAAAUCUGAGCAAAGACAGCGAAGGCCUGUCCCUGCCUGAAUCUACACUGGAAGCCAACUUCCUGGCACCCUCCCGUCUUGCCAGGGUAGGAGAGGCUAAAGGUUGCCCUAAAUUUACCCAUCUCUGUGGCACCGAUUCAUAGGUCACCCAUCUCUGGAACCAUUCCCGACCCCACCGCACACUGAAUCUCCCCAAUACACUUUCCCAGACGUUCUUCUGGACCUCAAGGGUGGUCAAGCCCAAUUUCUCUCUGCCUGGAGAAUCUGGGCAGUUCUUACCAUAAAUUCCUGGCACUGAGUUUUCUCCACUCCCUUGCUCCUCAGCCUCUGUAAAUAGCUUCACGCUGGGUUCGCCCCUUGCAUUCUAUGGGCCUGUCUAUGAACAGGGGCUGUUCCUUGUAUUCCUAAGUUAUUCACCGUUCCUCACCUAGAGAUGCAAUAAAGAUGUGGUCACGGCAAAUCUU